Molecule: messenger RNA, 1954 nt
Organism: Amphibalanus amphitrite
Lineage: Eukaryota; Metazoa; Arthropoda; Thecostraca; Balanomorpha; Balanidae
Product: extensin-1-like
Exons: 3
Coding region: 78-1925 (615 amino acids)
Cellular component (GO): extracellular region
Molecular function (GO): chitin binding
Source: RefSeq, a predicted model, not a curated record
AAGCGCCAAGCAAGGGGUAUUCAUUGCCUGAGGAUGACUAUUCACCACCGAAGGCUUCGCAUGAUAAGUCGAAGCAAAUGUUUGCCGUUCCGAGCCCGUUCUACGACCUCCCGCAGAAGGAAUACGUGCCACCACAGAAGGAGGGGUAUCCAGAGCAUAGUCGCACUUACGACCUGCCUCAGAAGGCACCGGAGCAGCAAUACCACGCUCCAGACACCUCCUACAGGGAACCAAAGCAGAUGUACAGGGAAUCGACCGACUAUGAGGACUCCAAUGUGCAUCAACAACCGCAUGAUGGAUAUGAACAUCCCCAGACCAAAUACACAAAACCUGAUACGGUGUACAAAACACCAGAUGUCUCCUACAAGCGUCCGAAUCCAUUCUACGAUCUUCCUGAGAAGACCUAUCAAAAGCCAGCCAGUGAAUAUGAAUCUCCGCGGAGUGAUUAUAAGGCGCCCAACAAGCAGUAUGAUCUGCCCAAUAGAGAACAACACAUGGUGCCGAAAGAGGAUUAUCAUGAACACGAGAAACCCACAACAGAAUAUGACCUACCGAGCACACAAUAUCAGUCCUCAAGCACAGGAAAUGACCAUCAGAAAGAUGCCGCUUAUGAUUACAAACCGCCAUCGAAGCAAUACGAACUGCCGAAUAUUGCAUACAAGCCUCCUCAAACGACUUAUGGCCAGCCAUCAGCUUAUGAAGCACCAUCGGAAGAUUAUGAGAAUCCUUCAACCAACUACAAGACUUCAGAGAACACCAAUCCUUCCAAGACAUAUGAUACACCUUCAACCCAAUACGACUCGCCUGCCAUGAGCUACAACGCACCCACUAGGGAUCGUAAGCCGUCGGCGAAUUACGAAUCCCCUGUAACAAAGUAUGAUGCUCCUUCAACCAUGCAUGACGCCUCAGUUUCGAGUUAUGACGUCCCCGCAACAAACCACAACUCUCAACCAUCACACUACCAAGCGCCCUCAAACAACUACGAGGCACCGUCUUCCAGCUAUAAGGUGCCAUCUAAGGAAUAUGACAAAGCUCCUGUGGAUUACAAAGAACCUUCCGGAUACCAAAGUCCCUCUUCAAUGCCAAGGAUACCGCCAUCGGGCCACCGAGUCCCUGAAUCUCAAUACGAAGCACCAACGUCACAGUACAACGCACCGUCCUCCAACUACCAGGCUCCACCGACGAAAUACGAAGACCCUCCCUCAAAAUACCAAUCACCUAUGAAGAACCCAGUUCCAGAUUCCAACUACAACCCACCCACAAGCAACAACGCUCCGUCUUCGGGCUACAACGCACCAUCAGGUGACUACGCAGGUCCUUCUCGCGACCACGAGGCACACAUGGUCGAGCAGCAUCCUCACCCUUCGCACGCCUCUCCCUCCCAGUAUAAUAACCCGGCCCCGCAGUUCUCUGAUGACGGCAGGCCUGGUGGCCAGUACGACAGACCGCGAAACCAUACCCGUCACUACGACAACGGCCGGUACCGAGCAGAGUUCCAGACGAAGGGACCGUACUGGGACGACCAGCGCAGCCACGCGGACGGCACCGCCGACCACGACGAGAGCGGCAGACCGCGCUACUCGCCGGGCUUCAUCCGCGCCGGCAAAUUGUGGGGAAGCGUGCCAGGCACCACCGGUCUGGACUACCCGAACCUGACUCAGGUGCCACUGACAAGGUUCACCUGUAAACACCAGUACCGCACCGGAGGCUACUACGCUGACGUCGAGGCAGGAUGCCAGGUGUUCCACAUCUGUCAUCCGGACGGUCGCCAGGACUCGAUGCUCUGUCCCCCGGGCACCAUCUUCAACCAGAAGUACUUCAUCUGCGACUGGUGGUACUCGGUCAACUGCGCCGAGUCACCCAGCCUGUACGCGCUCAACGAGAUCCUCCACGGCCACACCGUCGCCGGAGCUCAGAGGCACUGAAUGACGAAAGUCGCCACAGGUGUCGCUAG